This is a messenger RNA of Grammomys surdaster, 240 nucleotides long. Its product is annotated as WAP four-disulfide core domain protein 15B-like. Lineage: Eukaryota; Metazoa; Chordata; Mammalia; Rodentia; Muridae. Gene Ontology annotation, molecular function: peptidase inhibitor activity. Gene Ontology annotation, cellular component: extracellular region. The transcript is spliced from 2 exons. The coding region runs from base 1 to 240 and encodes 79 amino acids. The record is from RefSeq and is a predicted model, not a curated record.
AUGAAGCUCCUUAGCUUUUCUCUGCUCACGGUGACCAUUCUUCUUUGCUGUAACAUGGCUCAGCCUGAACUAAAGAAGAAGGCUUUUUCCAAAACUGGAUAUUGCCCAGAGUUUCAUCUUUCCUGUCCCUUUGUCCUUAUACCCAAAUGCAGACGUGAUAAAGGCUGCAAGGGGGACCAGAAGUGUUGCUUCUACUACUGCCAGAUGCGCUGUGUGGAACCGUGGGAUACUAUAGAUUAG